CUGCCUCUUGUGUUCUUACUUUUUGAGGCAGCUAAAGCCUACACAGUCAACCCUCAUCAACGAGCCAACACCCACUCACCCAGUGUUUUUGCAUCCAAUUUCUUACAAUUUUCUUCAUAACCCUACAUCAGAUAGGGAGAGAGACCAGUCCAUGCUCUUUCAUGCGCCAACAGCAAUUAGAAUAUUUGAAUAAAGUGGGGAUCUUCACAGUUUAAUCGGAUUUUCCUUUUACAGGGUAGUCAUGCCAGGCCCAGGUCCUCACAUGAUGUAUGCGAUGGGAUCGGGGUUGGGACUUAUGCGAGUUUCUAAUGGCCGAUUCAACGCCCACCACAUCUUUACUUACACCAUUAACGCCUUCUUUGGUCCUGACAUCGGCUCCUUCUCUGAAUGGCUCGGCUCCUUCUUCUCUGACUCCUUCGGCUCCGCUAUAGCCGAGGCCAUUCACCACCCUUUUUAUUAUAUCUUGAUUCUUGGCUUUCCAAUGUGUAUUCUUUAUUCUUGGCUCUCCAGGUUUUUGCUAUUUAAUGGACUUCUUGAUUCCGUUUCUGGGGUGCCUCUGUCAAGGAGGCAGUGCUUCUUGUUGGUCUCUGCUGGUUCUUUAUCUCAUUUUUUCCUUGACCAUUUAUUUGAGGAAAAUGGUCAGUCAAAAAUGUAUACUUGGAUAUUGAGCACUGGUUGGUGGGAGGGUCGAGCACCUAUAAACCCAGAUUCUGUAUUUGUUGUUGGCUUCUUGUGCACUUGCUUAAUUGGUGGCUUCAUUUAUAUACACAGAGUAAAGCCUGUAAAGUCAGCUAGAGAUCAAUCUGUUCAGUCAUUGAAACUAAUGUUGAUUAUAGCAAGCUUGUAUUGCUUAUGGUGUGCUAGCCAGAUAUACUGGGUGAGUCCUCGUCGAGCACCUGUUGGUGAAGAGGCUGAUCUUGGAGUUCUUAUAUUUAUGGCCAUUUAUUUCUUUGUUCCUCAUUGUUUGUGUAUAAUGUCCACAAAUCUUAAAGAUCUUGACACUGAGCCACUUCCUCUUUAACACAUUAUUCUUGUUAAGGUUUGAGAAUCUCACUGUUGUGUGUAGUUAUCCUGAGGCAGGCUAAAGACUUCAGUUUGUGCAAACAGUGUGUCAAUUCUGAAGCAUUACUGCUAUUGCCUAUUGUUCUACUGUGUAGAUGGUUAGGUAUUCUCCUUGGAUUAUCAGUGUAGUCUUUUCUAGCAAAGAAGGAAUACUUAUAGAUUUUACUGUUUGGUCUAGUUGGCUUUUGUAGUUUGAAACACAGCAUCGAAGGAGUAAAAUUAAUCCCUAUUCAUGGUC
Molecule: messenger RNA, 1300 nt
Organism: Mangifera indica (mango)
Lineage: Eukaryota; Viridiplantae; Streptophyta; Magnoliopsida; Sapindales; Anacardiaceae
Exons: 5
Coding region: 242-1021 (259 amino acids)
Source: RefSeq, a predicted model, not a curated record